Molecule: messenger RNA, 724 nt
Organism: Olea europaea var. sylvestris
Lineage: Eukaryota; Viridiplantae; Streptophyta; Magnoliopsida; Lamiales; Oleaceae
Product: sialyltransferase-like protein 2
Exons: 6
Coding region: 37-708 (223 amino acids)
Molecular function (GO): sialyltransferase activity
Source: RefSeq, a predicted model, not a curated record
CACUGCAGGAACCGAUGUGAAAACAGAACUCUCUGCAUGGAGAAACUUUCUCUGGUUCUCCCACAAAGACCACCAUACAUACCAAGGCAGUUUGGUCGAUGUGCUGUUAUUGGUAACUCAGGAGAUCUUCUGAAAACCAAAUUUGGCAAUGAAAUAGAUAGGUAUGAUGCAGUUGUCAGGGAGAAUGGAGCGCCUAUAGAGAACUUUACUGAAUAUGUGGGUGCAAAAAGUACAUUCCGCCUUCUAAACAGGGGCUCCGCUAAAGCUCUCGAUAAAGUUGCUGAGUUGUAUGAUAAGGGGAAGGAGGUCUUGAUCGUCAAAACUACAAUACAUGAUGUCAUGAGCAAAAUGAUAAGGGAAGUUCCAAUUCUCAAUCCAGUAUAUCUCAUGCUGGGUUCGUCCUUUGGUUCAGCUGCAAAAGGAACUGGGCUGAAAGCUCUUGAAUUUGCUCUCUCCAUGUGUGACACUGUUGAUAUGUAUGGUUUCACCGUCGAUCCAGGUUAUAAAGAAUGGACUCGUUAUUUCUCGGAGUCUAGACAAGGUCAUACCCCUCUACGCGGUAGGGCUUACUAUCAAAUGAUGGAAUGCCUUGGACUUAUCAAAAUCCAUUCUCCAAUGCGAGCGGAUCCAAAUCGUGUUGUGAAGUGGGUACCAAGCCACAGCUUAAUUGCUGCUGCCCGAAUUGCAUCGGAAAAAGUGUUAAGGUAAUCUUUAGUCCUUUUCC